Molecule: messenger RNA, 2916 nt
Organism: Pseudogymnoascus destructans
Lineage: Eukaryota; Fungi; Ascomycota; Leotiomycetes; Thelebolales; Thelebolaceae
Exons: 1
Coding region: 1-2916 (971 amino acids)
Molecular function (GO): protein binding
Source: RefSeq, a predicted model, not a curated record
AUGCCUACCGAUAAAGAUAUGAUGUCUGAAAAGACAUUCGAUGAGCUGGUAUGCGACCUCGAGCCCCUCAAACGCAUCGAGGGGCUUGAGGAGGUCACUGAAACCUACCUUCAAGGAGAGUAUCAGAAGCUUCUCGCUGGAAAUGAGGCUCAAGCUCUGUUCGCCCAGUUCCUGGAGCGAUUAUCAUCUGAUAGCACCGGAAAGCCAAAGCCAUGGACAGCGGAAGAGAAUAGCUUCCUGGCUUCUGCCAGAGCCAUAUUGAUAGGCCUGGCGUCGUUUGAUGCUUUUCUACAAGCCAACGUCACGGGACCACCUUUCUCAUCACGCUCCCUUCUCUUUGGCGCGGAUACAACCUUGGAAGACGUUAAAAAGCACAGACAGGAAUGUCUUCAGAACCUGGCAGUGGAUGGCCUCUCAGUCUACCAACUUAUUCCGCACGUCGAGCUAUUCACUUUCGCAAGGGCAAUUUUUACGGAAUACUUCCCACGUGUUGUAGCUGGUCAAACGCUCGAUUCGAGAUGGAUGCGAAUCCGCAUCAAUGCCUAUCAUCAGCGUCUCCUAUCUUCCGGCGUGUCAAAUACUCGUCUCAGUGAUUCAGUGGCGACCCUUCAGACCCAGGCUGGGGUAGAUAUGUUCGCCCUUGAGCUUGAAAUCAUGGCCAAGGAUUCAUCUUAUUCUACAGAAUCCAAAGUCCAGUAUUUCCUUGAAAAGUCGCAGAUCUACAUUAUGCAAGGCGUGGAUGCUAAGGCUAGAGAUAACCUGAAGCACGCAAAGGAAGUGUCUCAGUUUCAGUACGCGCUGUCUGGUGCAUUGGGAAAGAGAACAAAAUUUCAAGAGAACGAUAUCUCACAAUUAGUUGUCUUCGCAAAGAGCAAAGAGGAGCAAAAGUCGGAAACCAAAGGUAGCGAGGACACAGUUACCCUCUCGAAGGAUGGCGCCUCUGGAUCUACCGAAACUGGAGCGGAAACUACUGGACCUACUGCACUUGAACUAAAUGACGAUACAUUACUCGAGUCAAUCGAGUUCACAAAAGUCGACAAGGAUCUGAAAACAGAUCUUCCGGAGGAACUUGCAAGUUUAGAACCGAGCAACCAACCGCAGCUGAAGCCAGUCGACCAGAUUAUGCUACUCACUGAGGCUACACUGAAAGAUGUCUCGGCUCCUCUAGAUAAGUUGAACAGCGAAGAGAUUCUCCCUUUUGCUGUCCGUGUCCUUGAGGACAAACCCACGAACUGGCAGGUCUACACCCAAGCGUUGCUUGUGAGGAGUAGAAUCGAAGCCCAUAGGUCGAGGACACAGGAACGUAGCGUGCUUCAACUACAAGCUAUUGUGGAUCAGGUUAUCGCCGAGACCGAAGAAGAGCCAACAUCUGGUGGUGAUGGCGUCCCUGAAAUACAAAUCACUCAAUUCUUACCAAAGGCAAAGCCAUCUGAAUCUGCUCCGGUUACCGAGCGGUUGAAGUUUAUUCAUCAACUCAAUUCGCCUACCAGGUGGGAGAUAGAAACCGAGUUAGCCUAUGCUUGGAGUCACGCAGGAAGUCUUGUGAGCGCCCUUGAGAUAUUUAAGCGUUUGGGGCUUUGGCCCGAGGUUGCUCUUUGCUACCACUCGAUUGGUCAAGAGGACAAUGCUCGCAGAGUCAUCUGCCGCCAACUGUACCACUCCACCAAAGGCCCGGAAAUGGACAAGUACGGCGUCGACGACGACGAAGUGCGCACGGAUAAGUGGGAAGGGGAGAUGCGAUCACCCCAUCCCCCUCACGCACCACGCUUGUGGUGUAUUAUCGGUGACCUCGAGCAAGACCCAUCAUGUUGGGAAAGGGCGUGGGAAAUCUCCAACCACCAUUAUCCACGCGCUCAGCGGACACUAGGCGAGUAUUAUACUCGCAAAGGUGACCUACCGAAGGCGCGGGAGGCAUAUAUCAAAGCAACCAUAGUUAACCGCCAAUACGGAGACACUUGGAGUCGUCUUGGAGAUAUUGACCUUGCGACUGCAAAUUGGGAUGGAGCUAUUAUCGCAUUUCAGCAAGCAAUUAUGAUAGAUGAUGAUAACUCGAAGACGUACAGCAACCUUGGAUCCGCGUUAUUAUCCAAGCACACCGAAAUGAUGAAAAUUAAGCAGUUAGAGGCUGCAAAUCAAAUCCAGGAGGACGCAGAAGAGUUAAACGACGAUGACGAAGUUGGAGUUCACAAGCCACAAAUGUCCCCGUUGGACCCGAAAGACAUCCUUCGCCAAUCACUUAUUGCAUACAAGAGAGGCGCUAGCUUACAAUACGACAACUGGCAAAUUUGGGACAAUGUUAUUACAGUUGCUGGCCGCAUGUCACCGCCCUCUUUCCCCGAGGUAUUGCAGGGCCUCCGUGCUGUAAUUCGCAUCCGCUCCCCGAAGGAAGGAGAGCAAGCAAUAGACAUUGAUAUUCUGCGUGCCCUGGUCGGAGAAGUUCUGACAAGGGAAAGGGAUACCAAUCCUGCGACUAUGGAAAACGGAAUAUACAACCCGCCGCGUGGAAGCCUGGCACGCGCUGUUAUCGAGAUGAUGGACUCGGACGUGGUGCCGCUUAUUACCGCCCAGGGCGAGCUGUGGGCUUUGGUGGAGAAGCUGAAGUUCUACCGACGCGACUUUGCUGGGGCUCUGGCGUGUGCUGAGAAGAGGUGGAGAGUAGCGACGGCAGGUGAGAUGUGGCUGGAGAAUAGGGAAGCCUGGAAGCAGGUGUCAGAGGCAACUGAUGGACUGGUCAGUGCCUUUGAGAAUUAUGGGCCGCAGGAGAAGGCAGAUGGGAGCGGUGAGGUAGAAAAAGGGUGGAAGAUGAAGGCGAGAAGUGCUGCGAGGGGUAUUAUGAGCAAGGCGAGGGCUAUUUGGGAAGAUACGGAGGAGUUUGAUAUGUUAAAGGAGAGGUUGGAGGAGUUGAAAAAUAAGUAA